Candidula unifasciata is the source of this 1450-nucleotide messenger RNA. NCBI's taxonomy places the organism in Eukaryota, Metazoa, Mollusca, Gastropoda, Stylommatophora, Geomitridae. The record is from the annotation of a GenBank genome assembly.
AACAUACAUGAGAACAAUAAGGUUGACCUUCUGUUAGGCUUGAGGUGGAUCGACAUGCAGAACUACAGGGAUCCUCCACCCUACCCCGGGCACUCCAAACAGGUUUACACAAACCAGCCAGGUUUUCGUCAGAGCUACUCUGGCAGUGAAACAAGCACAGAUGUUUCACUUUCAUCAACAGAAAAUCUGGCCACCUCACAGCGGCAGGAGCCUCAAGGAGAGGAGACACAAUCCUCCUUCAACUACCACCUGGACUUUGGCAGUGCCGAGGGCAGCAACUACAGCAUCCUAGAACGAUUAGGCAUGCCACCUGGUGCAAUAGAUUCAGCAGGGAAAUUCUCAGAUGUUUUAUCUAUAUCAGCUUCAACAUUUCAUCCAGACAGAGGUUUACUGCUUAAUCAUUCUGCUGUUAAUUCUACCUCCGAUGGAUUAGGUCUCUCUACAGCUCAUUCUCCACUUUAUUCUAAAGGAUAUGCGACUGUUCCGCAGUGGCACUUAGGAAAUAAUACCUAUCUGCAGCAGAAUGAUAUUACAACCAGUCUGGGUGAAUACACUUCAUCGUCUUCUCGACCCCAAGCAACGUCCUUGUAUUCGACGUCUUCGUCAGGCACUGUAGUAAUAAACAGAGAUGCAACUGGGAAUAUUCCCAGCAUACCACAGUCAAAUCGGACAGGAUCUGGGAGUGGUCUUGCAGGACUAGCAUCGUCUGUGUUGCCGCCGUCCUCUACCCAUCAGUAUGUGUCUCCACGGGUGCCUCCAGUGUCAACCUACCAUCAUCCACAUCCGUACGUGAACACUCACUGGACAGCAGACAGUGGGGACUCUAGCUGUAGUUCCCACUCAUCCUAUGUGCCAUAUCAUUCAUCUUCCUCCCUCACACAGUCUCAGCAGAGCGUCGGCAGUGUGACUGGAAGUGGCACCAUCUCCUACUCCAACCAUGAUGUGUCUCAGACGAGCCUCAGCAGCUUGCCCCCUCCCCCACAGUACCCUGGGGUACCCAAAGACACACCCGCCAUCCUAAAGAAAAGCUCUGACUUUUGGACCAGUCGAUCGUAUGAAGCUGUGGAUAAAACUGGAAGUCCUGGGUCUCAUCCAGAUUUAAGAUUGUGUGCUUCCAGUCCCGGAAUUUUCAUGCAUGAGGUCAAAGGACAAAACUUGCAGAGGAGUGCAAACAGCAGUGCUGAUGAGAAUGACCAGACAGUGAUCGCCUCCAAGGCCAGUCAGAUGGUGGACAUGCUGACCAGUGAAAAUAGGAUCCUGAGGGAAGAACUAGCAUUGGCAUCUGUCCGAGUGGCCAGGUUGCAGAAGUUUGAGCUGGAACUACAGAAGGUACAUGAGUCUCAUGAGGCUCUAGUGAAGUCCUCCCAGAAACAAGAGGCCCUCUGGAUGGCUAUGAAGAGAAAGCUGGAGGCAAGAAUACAAAGCUUGGAGGCUCAGAGGACUGAUGGAG